GGCGUGUGUGCGCGCUAUUCAUAGUGUGAGAACCUCAGAGGUCUAUUAGAAGUCAUUGAGUCCUCCCUCAUAGAAACUAUUGCACGUCAGGAUAGACUCCCUACUGCUCAUUUAUUACACAUUGUUGACCUCUCAGUGAACAACUGCCAUGCAGGCUCAGGAAGUCCUGAGACAGCUGCGGCUUCCAGAGCUGGAUGACGUCCGCCAGUAUAUACGGGGUCUUCCAAGCAACACACUACUGGGCAUGGGUGUCGUCGCCGCCAUUACCACAUACUGGCUGUCCACCCGGCCGAAAGCCCUCAAACCCCCAUGUGACCUCAACAUGCAGUCUUUGGAAAUGGCAGGUGGAGAAGGUGCAAGGAGGUCAGUGCUCAACAGCAGCGACGUGCACAUGACGCACUACUACAGUGACGCAAGGACAAUGUAUGAGGUGUUCCUUCGAGGGCUCAAAAUGUCAAAUAACGGACCUUGUUUAGGAUCGAGAAAACCAAACCAGCCUUUCGAGUGGCUUUCUUACAGAGAGGUUGCAGACCGGGCCGAGUAUGUGGGCUCUGCCUUGCUUCACAGAGGUCACUCUCAGUCAGGGGACAAGUAUAUUGGCAUCUUCGCCCAGAACAGACCAGAGUGGACCAUUUCCGAGUUGGCGUGUCACACGUAUUCCCUUGUAACUGUUCCACUGUAUGACACACUUGGGGCAGAAGCUAUCGGCUUCAUUAUCGACAAAGCUUCCAUCAGCACUGUGAUUUGUGACGUGGCUGAAAAAGCUCGAAUGAUUCUCGACUGUUUCAACGAAAAAGGGCGAACAGUGAAGACGAUUGUGGUGAUGGAACCGUUUGAUGCCGAUCUGGUGACUCGAGGACAAACGUACGCAGUUGAGGUUAUGAGCCUCAAGGACUUUGAGGACUUGGGUAAAGCAAACUACUAUGACCCUGUGCCACCGAAACCAGAGGACCUUGCACUUAUCUGCUUUACAUCUGGAACUACAGGAAACCCUAAGGGUGCAAUGAUCACUCAUGGAAAUGUCAUCUCCAACACUGCAGCUUUUCUUAAAAUGACAGAGGUGCACUGCAUGCUGAACCAACGUGACGUGCUCAUAUCCUAUCUUCCCCUAGCUCACAUGCUUGAGAGGGUUGUGCAGGGUGUCAUCCUCAUCCACGGGGCUCGUAUUGGAUUUUUCCAAGGCGACAUUCGGCUCUUGAUGGACGAUUUAAAAGAACUGCAGCCAACAUUCUUCCCUGUGGUCCCGCGUCUCCUCAACCGCAUGUUCGAUAAGAUAUUUAGUCAAGCCAACACGCCGCUGAAGAGAUGGAUGCUCGAUUUGGCUUUUAGGAGGAAGGAGGUGGAGCUAAAUAGUGGUGUAGUCAGAAAGGACAGUAUGUGGGACAAGCUCAUCUUUAAAAAAGUGCAGGCGAGCCUGGGUGGACGCGUGCGGCUGAUGAUUACGGGAGCUGCGCCCGUGUCACCCACAGUUCUGACUUUCCUACGAGUGGCGCUGGGGUGUCAGUUUUAUGAAGGCUAUGGCCAGACUGAAUGCACGGCAGGAUGCUCCAUGUCAAUGCCUGGGGAUUGGACAGCAGGCCAUGUUGGACCUCCUCUGCCUUGUAAUGCAAUCAAACUGGUGGAUGUUGCAGAUAUGGACUACUUGGCAGCUAACAGUGAAGGAGAGGUUUGUGUCCAAGGACCCAAUGUAUUCCUGGGAUAUCUGGGAGAUGCUGAGAAAACGGCUGAGGCGAUUGACAAGGAUGGAUGGCUGCACACGGGGGACAUUGGCAAAUGGCUUCCUAAUGGCACUCUGAAGCUCAUCGACAGGAAGAAGCACAUUUUCAAGCUGGCACAGGGAGAAUACAUCGCCCCGGAGAAAAUAGAAAACAUCUACAGCCGCAGUGACCCGGUGGCCCAGAUAUUCGUGCACGGUGACAGCUUACAGGCGUGUUUGGUGGGGAUAGUGGUGCCCGAUCCUGACUUUUUGACCAUUUGGCUCAAGAGAAGAGGCAUGAAUGGCACCUACUUGGAUUUGUGCAAGAGCAAGGAUGUUAAGAACGCUAUUUUGGAGGACCUCCAGAAGCUGGGCAAACAAAGUGGACUCAAAUCUUUUGAACAGGUGAGAGACAUUGCAUUGCACCCAGAGAUGUUCUCUGUCCAGAAUGGCCUGCUGACGCCAACACUCAAGGCGAAGAGAGUGAAGCUUCUGAGUUACUUUAGAGCACAGAUAGAUGAACUGUAUGCCAACGUUAAGGUCUAAGUUCGUGUGCAGGGCUACAGUUGAAUGGGAACAUAUCUGCAAGUCACAAUCCAGAGAUUUUUCAGUGUUUAAUUUUGAAAAAACUGAAUGGUUUUAAAAGUGAAUCGUUCCUCUUUCGUAAUAUAACACUAAGCUGUCCUGACAUCAUGGGUAAACAUUAGAGGUUUUAUUUAUCCUAGGAUAAAGGUUAUAAUGUACAAUGGGCAAAUACAGUGUAGUAUGACUAUGACAAAUAGUUGUGUCCAAAAAUGCAUUAUGUUUUGGUUUGCUAUUUGAGUUGAUAUUAGUAAUUCAAUUAAUUUAAAUGUUAUUAAUUAAUUAGUCAUUAAUGGGGUAAAUAAUGUUUCUGGUGAAGAAUAUUUCAAUUGUACCUAAUAUUAUGACUACAAAUGAUCAUUCAGAAUAUUGUUUAACUAUAUUUGCAUUCCCCUGUUUCAAUGUGGUGGGUUAUCAGAGGACUCACCGGAAACCGGUUUUCGUUUAGUUUAAUGCUUUGAUUGGAAGCAUUGAACAGUUGUGCUGUUGAUGAAUUCAAAAAUGCUGUCUUUGUCACACUAUUGGGCAUAAAGGUGAACUAUAAUAAUUGGGAUUGUGCAUACAGAUCAAACCAUAUUGUGUUUGCGUAAUAUUGAAAAGCCAAGUGUGCAGUUGUGCGCUUUAUAAAAUGUAACUUUAGCUUGCAAUAAAGUACAUGAGUAAC
Molecule: messenger RNA, 2942 nt
Organism: Dunckerocampus dactyliophorus (ringed pipefish)
Lineage: Eukaryota; Metazoa; Chordata; Actinopteri; Syngnathiformes; Syngnathidae
Gene: acsl1a
Product: acyl-CoA synthetase long chain family member 1a
Exons: 21
Coding region: 149-2242 (697 amino acids)
Biological process (GO): very long-chain fatty acid metabolic process; long-chain fatty-acyl-CoA biosynthetic process; long-chain fatty acid metabolic process
Cellular component (GO): membrane; endoplasmic reticulum
Molecular function (GO): arachidonate-CoA ligase activity
Source: RefSeq, a predicted model, not a curated record